This is a messenger RNA of Jaculus jaculus (lesser Egyptian jerboa), 1651 nucleotides long. It is a transcript of the gene Mfsd12, whose product is annotated as major facilitator superfamily domain containing 12. The record is from RefSeq and is a predicted model, not a curated record. Gene Ontology annotation, biological process: carbohydrate transport. Bases 1 to 1440 code for a protein of 479 amino acids. Gene Ontology annotation, cellular component: membrane. The transcript has 9 exons. NCBI's taxonomy places the organism in Eukaryota, Metazoa, Chordata, Mammalia, Rodentia, Dipodidae. Gene Ontology annotation, molecular function: symporter activity.
AUGACUCCGCCGCCCGGCGACGUGGGCCCGGGGCGGCCGGGUUGCUCGGCCCCGGUCCCGAGGCCGCCGCUGUCGCUGGCCGCGCGGCUGAGCUACGCCGUGGGCCACUUCCUCAACGACCUGUGCGCCAGCAUGUGGUUCACCUACCUGCUGCUCUACCUGCACGCCGUGCGUGCCUACAGCUCGCGGGGCGCCGGGCUGCUGCUGCUGCUGGGUCAGGUGGCCGACGGGCUGUGCACGCCGCUCGUGGGGCUCGAGGCCGACCGCGCCCGCUGCGCGCGCUGCGGGCCUCGCAAGGCCUGGCACCUGGCGGGCACCCUCUGCGUCUUGCUGUCUUUCCCCUUCAUCUUCAGCCCGUGCCUGGGCUGUGGGGAUGCCACCCCGGAGUGGGCCGCCUUGCUCUACUAUGGACCCUUCAUCGUCAUCUUCCAGUUUGGCUGGGCUGCCACACAGAUUGCCCAUCUGAGCCUCAUCCCAGAGCUGGUGACCAGUGACCAUGAGAAAGUAGAACUCACAGCCCUCAGGUAUGCCUUCACCGUGGUGGCCAACAUCACCGUGUUCGGUGCUGCGUGGCUCCUGCUGCACCUGCAGGGCUCGCCGCGACCCGGACUGGACGUGGACGUGGGUGACCAAUUGGGCAUGCAGGAUGUGCCGGUGUUCCGGAACCUGGCGCUGCUGGUGGUGGGUGUGGGCGCCGCUGCCUCGCUGCUCUUCCAUCUGGGCACCCGCGAGGCCCGCCGGGCACGCACGCACGGGGACGAACCUAACGAGCACAGCCCUCUGCUGGCCCCUGCCUCUCGGGCCCCGCUAGUGUGGACUCACUGGCUUCGGGAACCUGCCUUCUACCAGGUGGGCGUGCUGUACAUGACCACCAGGCUCAUCGUGAACCUGUCCCAGACCUACAUAGCCAUGUACCUCACCUACUCUCUCAGCCUCCCCAAGAAGUUCAUUGCCACCAUCCCCCUGGUGAUGUACCUCAGCGGGUUCCUGUCCUCCUUCCUCAUGAAGCCCAUCAACCGGAGCUUCGGGAGGAACAUGACCUACUUCGCUGGCCUCCUUGUGGUACUUGCCUUCGCCGCCUGGGUGGCCCUGGCCGGUCAUCUAGGUGUAGCCGUGUACGGCGCCGCUGUGUUGCUGGGCGCAGGCUGCGCCACCAUCCUUGUUACCUCCCUGGCAAUGACUGCGGACCUCAUCGGCCCCCACACGCACAGUGGAGCUUUCGUGUAUGGCGCCAUGAGCUUCUCGGAUAAGGUGGCCAAUGGGCUGGCGGUCAUGGCGGUACAGAGCUUGCACCCGUGCCCCUCGGAGCUCUGCUGCAAGGCUUGCGUGGGCUUCUACCACUGGGUGAUGGUGGCGGUGACGGGCGGUGUGGCCGUGGCCGCGGCCCUAGCGCUCUGCAGCAUCCUCGUGUGGCCCAUCCGUCUACGGAGCCGUGAGUGAUGGGCGACGCGGGGCCUUCCCAACCCCCACGCCUGCCGUGCAGGGAACCCAGGAUAUCAGCGCCGAGCCGGAUGCGGCGCCGUCGAGGACCAGGCUGGCACCUCGGGUACCAGAUUCCCGCCCAGGCUCGGCGGGGCGCCCCUCAAGCAGAGCCGGGCUUCCGUGGACCUCGUGCGGGCGCGGGGACAAUAAAGAGCCGCGGAAGCUCCGA